AUGAUGAACGGAAGGCUGUGGGGCCCAAGCGGAGGAGCUCCUUCUAAUUGGGAAUUCUACGACGCCAUACACAAAAUAAUUGGCAGCUAUAAAUCAAAUUUCACACACGAACUGGCCGACGAAAGCAUUGAAAAUGUUACGGAUCCAUUAGACGCAUCGAUGGCGGCAUCUUCAUUGUCAAAUGAAAGUGGACCUGAAGAAGCACCAUCAACUUCGUCGGCUGCAAUAAAGAGAAAGAGGAAUAGUGAUGAAGAUUAUCUCAAACUGGCUAAAAAAGAGCAAAAGAUGAUGGAAGCUUAUUUCAAUAAAUCUUUGGAAAAUGAGGAAAAGGCCCUCAAAUUGAUGGAGCAAACCAACGCCGUUCUUAUGGCUAUGCUAAAUAAACAUAUGUAAAUAAAAAAAUAUCAAUUCUUUCUAAAAAUUACAAAUAAUAUUUAAAGUGGAUAAAAUGUGUCAUAAUUGCCUGUCGAAUUUCAAUUCCGCAAAUGAUUUCUUGUCUGUCUAUGUGUGCUCUAUGAGGUUACCUUCCGCUAUUUCCAGCGUU
Bactrocera neohumeralis is the source of this 544-nucleotide messenger RNA. RefSeq lists its product as uncharacterized. Bases 1 to 393 code for a protein of 130 amino acids. Lineage: Eukaryota; Metazoa; Arthropoda; Insecta; Diptera; Tephritidae. The transcript is spliced from 3 exons. The record is from RefSeq and is a predicted model, not a curated record.